GAGCGGUACAGUGCGCCAGGCUGACAUUAUGUGAGGUCGACACACAACAGGACAUUUUCCUGCAGGAGACUUCAGACUGCAACGUUUGUCCUCGUCUUCUUGCAGGAAAGCAUGUGAGGUGUGAGAAUGGAUGACUUGGAUCACAGCAUGCACAUUGCAGAGGAGGACUGGUCUAGCUUCUACCAGGAGAGCGAGGAGUGCUGUGUGCCGCAACCGCUGCUUGCCUGCCCUGAGGGCCUCUGCCGGCUGGACUCCUCGGUUUCAGCCACCCAGUCCCUGCAGAGCUUGGAUGAAAAUAUUACAACUUGUGUUAGAGUGGAGGUCAUUCAGGGUGUUGCAGGAGGACGUGAAGAGGAUACAGCUGAAGAUGAUAAGGGUCAAAUAUGUAAUUAUAUAGGAAUCCCUCUUCUCAGAAAAGAGGUGAAGGGAGAAGAAUGCAUCCCUGAGGAGACCAAAGAAAGCAUCAUACAAACACUGGAGGCUGUUGUUAAAGACGUUGCUCGAUCACUGCCAACAGAGCGGGAAACAGACGUGAGACGUCAGGGUGAGGUUACCAACAGAGUUCCUCCGAGAGAGGAGAAAGAGCGCUGGUUCGUCACGCUGUCGCUGAACGACAGUCCACUGCGGCGCCGGGCCUGCGCAACUCCAAGGAAAAAAAAAACUAAACAAAAAAACACACCUCAACAUGAUAAAAGUGAAGUGAGUAAACAUAUGAAUGCAAUACCAAGUCAAAACAUGAGUAACGAGAAGGCAGGGCAGAAAGGGCCUUGUGAUGUAGUGCAAAACAUUAGUGAGGGAACCAUGCGUGAUGGUGAUAUGGUACAAAACCUUAGAGAACGAUCCCUUCAUAGUGGACAAGAUAUAAAGGAAAACUACAAAGAAAGAACAAUGCAGGACGACGAUUUAAGGCAGGACAACCAAGAAGGAACCCUGCAUGAUGAUAUUGUGCAAAACGAUGGCGAAGGAACCCCGUACGAUAGUGAUGUAUUGACAAACCGUAGAGAGGGAACCCUACAUGAUGGUGCAAUGAUGCAGAACAAUAGUAGAGAAGGACCAUUGCAUGGUGAUGAUACUGUACAUAGCGAUAGAAGGGGAAUCCUUCAAAACUUUACAGAAGUAACCAUGCAUGAUGAAGAUGUGCAAAACAAUAGAGAAGGAACCGUUUAUCAAGAUCAUACCGCGCAAGAAGACAAUGUAGAAGGAACCCUGCGUGGUGAUAUACUGCAAAACAACAGAGAAGGAACCUUAAAUGAAAUCAUUCAUUUUGAAAGAGUGGACUCAGAUGAGUUUGAGGACAGUGUUGAGUUCUUCGCCCUUCACAGUUCUGGUUCUGAAAUAUAUCUCUCGGCUGCUGAAUCAGUGGAUCAGGAUCUCUUCGAGGAGGAUUCAGUUGAAAACCAGCCAACAGAGUGCCCAACCUAUUCCUCAUCAUCAUCAUUAUUGUACAGCUGUAAUCCAAUUCAGAGUUCUGAGAGCCUGCAAGGCAGAGAUCCCCAUGCAGCAGUCAGUAACUGUGACAGUUCUGGUGACCAAGCUCAUGUUGAGCCCACAUGGGCCUUUCCAUUGAUUGGCCAAAGAGGUGACACACCUCCAACUAAGAGCUCCAGCCAGGCUAAAGCGGAUCAGCCCGAAGUCAGAACAGAACAGAACCUUAGACCGUGUAGUGGCGAUGGUCAUCGUUCCGUUCCCGAUGUCAUCGUCACCCCUGUGGCCGACGGCCCUGAAGCGUACGUCCAAGCCGCGGGCCACACGCCGUGCGUCUACGCCAUCUCGGCCUUCUGGGAUGAAAUGGAAAAGUUAACCAUAAAUGACCUUUUACAGCUGAGGAUGGCAAAAAGCCCGCCUCCCACGGAGAUGUCACAAAGCAGCUCUCUAGUGGACCCCGAGGAGCAUCAUUUGACGGACGGAGGCCUAACGGAUGUGUCCGACGCUGCCGACUCGGACUAUUUCACACAGCCGGAUGACUCCAAGCCUGACCGAUCCAGCUGGGAUUUCUCUGCGUGCGACUUUGAAGACGACUAUUGGCAAUAUUUGGGCGUUAGCAGGAACACCAGUCCUGAUCAGAGCUGCAAAAGCCAGCAGGAGGAGAAAGAUGAGGAAGGGGGAACAAGUUGUCAGACCCCAGUACCAGUCGAGGAACCCGCAAGACAAAACCUAAUCCCCAGACGGAUGAAGAAAAACAAAAGUGUGCAAAAUGUACGAGCUAUCAACACAGAGGAUUUAUCGUUACAGUCACUUUUACACAGUGAUGAGAAGAAGUCCAAGUGGGGAAUCAUGAAUUUAAAAGAAGGAGGCCGUGUGGGAUCGACAAUAGCAGCACCUGUCCAAGGAGAUGGUCUGGAAUCUUUCUCAGAAUCCUUCAUCACACGAGGAACGGCACACAAUAAUGUCAUUUGCGUAUAUGAUCCCGAAGGCAUCUCAUUAGCUCCAGUUUGUGAGGAUAUGUUUUGUACAUGUGAGCAAAAGAUGUUCUUACCAACCCAGAGCCACAAGUGGAAACCCAUCCCAAUCUUCUCCUGCUCCCAUCCGACCAUCAGAGAACUCACCCUCCCCAAAUGGAAUUACCCAUUUUUAAGUGCAGACUUCCUGGAAGAGCACGCCAUUUCCCCUGUCCAAAUUGUCUCGCACGCUCUCCAGGUCGCUAAAAAUCCAAGUGGGAAGAGUUUACUGUCAUUCGGGAAAGUCUGCUUCCAAGACAAAGGCAGCAACUGGUGCAGAAGGUCUGAUGGGUGGGUGUUCCCCGCCCACAGUGAGGAGGGCGAUAUCGUUGUUCCCACAGUGGGAGGAGUUUCGCCUCAGGCACCUGAGCAGCAAAGGAUUGUGGGAACAAUACUGAGACCAGUGCGAGAGGGCGUCUCGUCUGCGCUGCAGCAGUCUGACAUGUGUUUGGUUUGCAUCGCAUUUGCCUCUUGGGUACUGAUGUCAUCAGAUCCAGAGUCUGCUGAUGCCUGGAAAGCAGCUCUGCUUGCAAACGUGAGCGCACUCUCAGCAAUCCAGUAUCUGCGACAGAUGAAGUGAAGAUGAAGAAUCCUCAACACAAGAUGUCAUUUCCAGUCAGUUGCACACGGGUCCGUUCAUAAACUAUAUCUAUUCUACUUAAAUGUACAAUCAAAAUAGUGCGACAGCUUUUCAAAGUUGAGAGCAGCUUGAAGCUAGAUGGGUAAUCUUAUUCCCAUGUUAUUAAGCAAAAGAAUUAUAUCAAGUGACGAUUAUUUUUUUUUUAGGUUUGCAACAUGAAUGGCAGAGUAAGUAAAACAAAAAAAAAUGGUUGUGUUGUUUCAUGUGAUGAAACAAAGUUUAGACUGCAAUUUGCACAAUUACACCCAUUAGGCAAAAAAGAUGUCAAUACCUCGAUACCAAUAUAUUAAGUAUCUGUAGCCAAGCUUACUGUAGCUGUGCCAGCAGAUUGUACGGUUUCACGCCAAGCAGGGUGGCUUUAUAGAUGACGGACUGAACGAUGGAAGCCUGAAAGUGUGAAAGAUAUUGGUAUACAUGUAUUUUUUUUUUUUUUUAAAUAAAAGGGAACAAAUGUAAUGUCUGUUUGUAUUAAAUAUUGUGAUAACUUACCUUGAAAUUGAAAAGGCACACACAGCAUGUUUAAACAGUACUUUUCCAACGGU
Molecule: messenger RNA, 3620 nt
Organism: Phyllopteryx taeniolatus (common seadragon)
Lineage: Eukaryota; Metazoa; Chordata; Actinopteri; Syngnathiformes; Syngnathidae
Gene: perm1b
Product: PPARGC1 and ESRR induced regulator, muscle 1
Exons: 4
Coding region: 127-3018 (963 amino acids)
Biological process (GO): regulation of DNA-templated transcription; response to muscle activity
Cellular component (GO): nucleus; cytoplasm
Source: RefSeq, a predicted model, not a curated record